This is a messenger RNA of Aspergillus luchuensis, 264 nucleotides long. RefSeq lists its product as uncharacterized. The record is from RefSeq and is a predicted model, not a curated record. The transcript has a single exon. Bases 1 to 264 code for a protein of 87 amino acids. NCBI's taxonomy places the organism in Eukaryota, Fungi, Ascomycota, Eurotiomycetes, Eurotiales, Aspergillaceae.
AUGCGUUUGAAGAACUCAACUACCGGCCUUACCACGGCUGGACGCUGGUCUCCGAGUCCAACGGGGCCUACAUCCAAGAAUGGGCGCAUCUCGCAUGACACAAAUACGCAGGCGGAAUUCGACGCUCUCUUGGGCGAUUACGAUGCGGUGUUAGACUCAGUACCUGCCAUGUUUGCGGCAGAGUUGAUUGAGGCGUAUCCGAAGGCGAACGUGAGAUUGAAUACUCGAAGUGACUUGGAUGCAUGGCAUAGAAGUUUUAUGUAG